Messenger RNA from Mizuhopecten yessoensis (Yesso scallop), 3467 nucleotides. RefSeq lists its product as uncharacterized. Lineage: Eukaryota; Metazoa; Mollusca; Bivalvia; Pectinida; Pectinidae. The record is from RefSeq and is a predicted model, not a curated record. The coding region runs from base 219 to 2873 and encodes 884 amino acids. The transcript is spliced from 14 exons.
GUGAGACGCAGCUCUGAGUCUUAGUCAGACCCGAUGUAGGAGGGGGAUUUCGGGGAACCAGGAAGGUGAUAUAUUUUUCGGUGCUGUAGGCCUAGCAGACGACGUUGUAAAGCGAAAGUAGAUCUUUUGUGAAAAGAGAGCAAAAAAAGGUGACGAGGAAAUGAAAUAAACUUCCGGUUUACAUCGUCUGCAUGUGACCAGAACGGAUUAAUUUUUGCAUGCUGAAAUCCAUGGAGCAAGAAAUUGAUCCAAUAAAAUUCAGCAUCAGAGAUGUUAAUGAGGACAAGUUCAUCACUAUUUCGGGAAUAAACCGGUACUUUCUGAUUGGUCUGAACACAGAAGGAAACAUCUGCAGCGAGGAUGUGAGCAGUGAGGGUACGGGGGAAGUGUGUGUGCCCCUUGUGAGACUGUGUAUCAGUAACACUGGGGGACUCACCAUGGCCCCAGGAAACAAGGAUCUGCCCUGUUACAUCCAGGGUGAGGUACUGCAGUCUGAGGUCAACGUCAUCAGUGGUACUUCAGUGGAUGUUGCUGACAAAUACUUGGAAAUUUGUGCCGGAGAGUUUAAAAAGCCAAGGAGAAAAUUACCUAAAACUCCUGGCAUGGCGACUGUAUCCAAACCACCACCAAAACCAAAACGAGUUUUACAGACUCUGUCAAUUACUGAACCUGAAGUGGAGGUGAAAGAAAAGGACCAUUAUCUACAGGGCAACUGGGAGGUCAUCCAACGGCCUGAUGUCAACUCCGAAAUCCUCGCCAAUCUCAACAGUCCAGCAGAGCUGGGUAUUAUGGCAGCCAGUUUCCUUACCAAGCAAAUUCAGCAGUACACAGAUGUCAGACUAAGUAUUGAAACCACAGACGCCAUCUUCAGGUUUUUGCAGGAGGUAGCACAUUACCAAAAAGGAUUACUGAUGGCAUAUUUAACAGAGACAUCAGAAAAACUGGAGGAGAUGCCUGAAUCAGAGAGGGAUCGUCCAAUGCAUAGACCAGCGGUCAAACUCCUCGUGGAAUUGUUGAGACAGAUUUUGGAUCCUUUGAGCCAUGUAGUGCUGUGUGUGCAGUUACUAAGGACAUUUAGCCACUUUCCUAGCAACCUGACAACCAUGAUCCAAUGCCAGGCUUUUGCUGCUAUCCUGGGCACCAUGGCAGUAUACUUGAAGGACAAACAAAUUCAGGAGUAUGGCUUAGACAUCCUGGCCCACGUCGCCACCUAUAGACCCAACAUACGUCAUAAGCUGCCCCUGAGAGAAACAGGUCUUGAGAUGAUCCUGCGAUCAAUGAACCAUCACCAGACUGACGAAAACAUCACACUGUCAGGCUGUCGUACCCUGGCCAAUCUCACUUCUACACUUCAGGAGAUGCUUGACAACCUACUGGACUUAGAUUCCACUCCAGACAUAAAUGAGGCAGUUGAGAAGUAUGAGAAACUCCUGUGUCACCUGUUUGAGCAUGCCAUACAGGUCAUACAGAGGUCACUCCAAAACUUCCCCGACAACAUAACAAUCAAAACAGAUGGACGCAGAUUUCUCUUCAAUUACUCCAAGAUGACUCAGAUCACGUUAAAGAAGAAGGUGUGGGUUCAGCAUCGUGAUACAUCGCCUGAGGUUGACUCUGAUGGAGAGCUGACGGAGGACACAGCCUCUCCUGUCAGUGUACAGGACCUCACCACACCCACGACCUUCCUCCAGGUCAAGUCUGAUGACAACAACACCAAGGGCAUACUCAAACACACAGUUGAAGGGGGCGAUUUAACUGGUCCCGAGAAAAAGGUCCGUUUUCCAGAUGAAGAUUCUGAGGAUUCUUUGGCUUCAGAAUCAUCAACUGAUGAGGAAGAAGAUAAUGAUGAUGAGGAUGACUGUGCUAUCGGUGGCGACGCUGUUAGACAAAAACUAAGAAAAAAAGUAAGUCGAGUGGACGUUUGUUAUGGGGAUGAACCAAUAUUGGUUGUGCAGAAGACAGAGUUACUGAGUCCAGAAUAUUUCUCCACUGCUACAGAUAAAGACGUUGACGGUGUAAACAGUAAUGGUGAAAAUGAUAUACUGGAUGAUAGUGAUGACGUCUUUGAGACAUGUGAUAAACCAAACUCUGAAUCUAGUCAUGAUGGACGACGAAGUGGUGUAGAUCUGACAGAGAGGUCUGAUGAUGAGCCUACUGGGCCAGUCCUAGUGGUGAACAGUACCUCUGGUAGUGGCCCUGGGACAUUGACAAGUGAUGCUACAGAGGCGGGGAAGGAAGACCCUGGGAGUACUGAGUGUCCCAUCGAUGCAAGGGCCACAGACGAGGAGGUUGGGGAUGUCUCACAAUCACUGGUCAAGGCAGCAAGUCCAUCACCAUCCCAUCAAGUCACCGGGCUGUCCUACAGUGUAGCAGAUAGCCCAUUCCUCAUUAAAGUCAUAUACUUGUCCAUCGUGAAUUACCUGAGUGGUCUGGUGUUGGGAGAUCGUGAUUCCUUUGCCCUGGAUAUUCUGGACCACCCACUGCGAUUCCUCACAGAGAAAAGCGGUGCCUUACCAGAGAUACUCGACUUUGUGAAUAAACAGUUUGAAAAAAGUAAAACUCUGAUGGAUGUGGACCCUACUUUCCUCAUCAGCCUUAUAGACUGCAUCAGAUACAAGUCUCUGUUGUUCGACCUGUAUAAGAAGAGCAUGCUGGAGGUUUGCAGUGAUCUGACUGAGACCCAUUCACCAAAGGUCACAUCCUGGGCAUUAGCCACACUUGUCUUGGUUGUGAAAGAUACAAAAACCUUCUCUAUGUUGACAGAUCCAUCCUUCAGCAGUCAGAUCUAUACAGUCCUAACUGCAGCCAAGUCUAAACUUCAACAUUUUCCAGAAAUUGCCCAACUACAAUCGAUUGUCCAACCGUCGAAUAGUUAGAGAAAAUUUUGCCCGAUCUUGUGUUGUGACCCCUUUGUACACAUCGAAGAAUCGUACUCUUUGAGAUUCAUAUUUGUGAUGAGUUAGACUUUCAUGUUUAGGUAUUGCUUUAGUCAUUUUUGUUCAACCCCAGUGUUGUUUUCAUUCAGUGGAUAAAUAAGCAACGUCCAUACUUCACCUUGUCCUUACCUGGUCUGUUGUGGAUCUGAUCAUUUAAAAUUGGUCCAACUCAGCUUUUUCAAUUAUGAGAUUACUCUGUAUAAUGUUUUUUCUAACUGAAUUACUUUUAUAAAUGCUAUUUCUGCUUCUUCUAACAUGAAACAGCCUUCCUGAUUGCCAAGUAUGAUUAGGUCAAGAAAAUCCCUCCUGAAAUCAAACAUUUAAUUACAAUAAAUCUUUACAAAGAUUUUAGUCUCAUUAGGGCUACAUGCGCGUUUCCCAGUUGAAAUGGUACGUGUGGCGCUGAAGUAUUCCACAUAAUUCCAUAAAAAACAAUGUAUCAAGAAUAUUAUAUCCUUCUCUCAUGCGUCCACUAAAUUAUUUGUUUUAGAAAGAAAUAACGCAAACUAGCAAUAGUCAGCAUUUUAGUCUCGG